GGCUAAGAUGCUACGAGCCAAGAUCUUUACCUUAUUGGUGCUGUAUGCCGCUUUAGGCCCAAGCUUGGGAGAAUAUCUGGGCAAACCGAAGAACACGGAACUUAAAGAUGUAGUGCCUAGAGUUUUUUCCCGGCGGCGAAGAGCGGUCUUGUUUCCGCCGGGAUCGUUUGUGAAGUUCACCUGCUCCCUUGCUACUGGACUUCUGGCCACCUAUCCCAAAGGAAUAUCAUUUGUUUUGGAAGAAGCUGUCUAUUUUCCGAUACCCGGAGCUGUGGAGGAUAUCUACCCGAAGAAGUUUCUACCCCAGACCACGACUAAAAAACCGGACAAGCUGCCAGAUUCAAUUAUUUACAUACCCGGUACAGAUUGGCGUUUUAAGGCCCAGACUUUGCCCAAACCCAAAUGGGGACAACCGCCUCCGAAAACCCAACGCAUCGACGAUGAUAGCUAUGCCAAUCCCUAUAAGUGGCAACAUUGGAGUCAGAACCAAAAAUGGAAUACUUACCAAUGGGAAGGAAGCGAUUCCAACAAGGCAAAGUGGUCGAAAUGGACCACACAUUCGCCAAAGUGGAAAUCCAAAUGGAGUCAGCACAAGUACAGUGCAGCCUGGCAAUCGCACCAUUACCACGGCCAUCGCGACCGAAGAUCACUGUUCGAUCGUUUCACCAAACUCAGUUCCCAGAUUGGCAUCGAUGUGAAGUCUUGUAUUUUACGCACCAUCUGUGAUAGCAAAAGACUGCUGCUGCCACCUGGGUAUUCCAUGCUGCAGGACAUGUUGCGAGUGGUAUUCACUCUGCCCCGUUUGGAUGGCUUGGAAGAUGAAUACAGCCGCAUAAUGGACAAAGAUGCUGAUGAAUGUGCGGCGGAGCUAAAGUCUAAGUGUAAUAUGAAUUUAUUGAUUUGGCUGUUGAGUGGCAGACUUGAAUAAAGUAAAACUUAUUUAUCAGUCACGU
Messenger RNA from Drosophila erecta, 953 nucleotides. RefSeq lists its product as uncharacterized. The record is from RefSeq and is a predicted model, not a curated record. The transcript is spliced from 3 exons. NCBI's taxonomy places the organism in Eukaryota, Metazoa, Arthropoda, Insecta, Diptera, Drosophilidae. Bases 8 to 928 code for a protein of 306 amino acids.